Molecule: messenger RNA, 1044 nt
Organism: Arabidopsis arenosa
Lineage: Eukaryota; Viridiplantae; Streptophyta; Magnoliopsida; Brassicales; Brassicaceae
Source: the annotation of a GenBank genome assembly
GAUUGUUCUAGGUCCGCCGCUAUUUGGAUCUGCAAAUUCCCUUCGAAUUUGAUAUAUUUUUGAUUCAAAUUCGUCGGAGGAGCAAAGAUGAGCGCGAAAAAGCUUGAAGGUUCGUCGGCUCCGGCGAAUCGACGGGAUCCCUACGAGGUUCUUUGUGUAUCUAAGGACGCUAAUGAUCAAGAAAUCAAAUCCGCUUACAGAAAAUUAGCUCUCAAGUAUCAUCCGGAUAAGAAUGCGAACAAUCCUGAUGCUUCUGAACUUUUCAAGGAAGUUGCAUUUUCUUAUAGCAUUUUGUCUGACCCUGAAAAGAGAAGGCACUAUGACAAUGCAGCCUGGGAUUGUUCAGCUUGGGAUUUAGAUGGUGAAGAACUCUUGGAGCAGUUGCCAGCUUUACAGCAGCUUCUCUAUCGUCUCAUCGGUUGCAGGCCAGAAGGUGCUGCUAACCACAAUCAUGUUAUUCAAUAUGCACUUGCUCUGGUGUUGAAAGAGAGUUUUAAAGUCUAUUGUGCUAUCAAUGAUGGAAUCAUCAAUCUCAUUGACAAGGCUCGUAGCCUUUCUGAUUUAUAUCAAGCCUGCAAAGGAUUGGAACUUGCAAGGAAUUUUCAAUUUCCUGUUCUAGGAGAGCCUCCACAAUCUUUUCUGACAACAAUGGAGGAGUAUAUUAAAGAAGCACCGCGGGUUGUCGAUGUCCCAGCGGAAACACUGCUUCUAACGUAUAGGCUGGAUGAUGGACUGAAUGUCGAAGAUACUGAACUGUCACAUGAAGAACGUGAAAUGUUACCUUCAGAUGAUGCCGUUGUUGUAUCUGAAGAAACAGAACCUUCUCCCCCGCCUCCUCCUUCAGCCAACGCUCAGAACUUCAUUGAUACCGAUGAUUUACUGGGCCUGAACACUGGUGCUCCUGAUGCAUCAGUGAUCGAAGACCAAAAUGCACUUGCUUUAGCCAUUAUUUCAACUGAUGCUGGAGCAUGAGAGAAAAAAGUUGCAACUCAGUGAUACAUGAGGCAGUGUGAAGGAGUUGUUCAAUGAACACAGAGCGAUAGU